Molecule: messenger RNA, 899 nt
Organism: Salvia miltiorrhiza (redroot sage)
Lineage: Eukaryota; Viridiplantae; Streptophyta; Magnoliopsida; Lamiales; Lamiaceae
Product: ADP,ATP carrier protein 1, chloroplastic-like
Exons: 3
Coding region: 330-899 (189 amino acids)
Biological process (GO): nucleotide transport
Cellular component (GO): membrane
Molecular function (GO): ATP:ADP antiporter activity
Source: RefSeq, a predicted model, not a curated record
UUUGCCUCAGUCGAUCCGGCGCUGCCUCUUUCCCUGCCCUAACUCUUCCUCUUAAAUCUGAAAUCGUCGCCGCCGUGGUUCCGAAAUCUCAGGCGACGUUGUCGCCCCAAAGCCGACGUUGCUCUGCCUGAAAACGCCGCCACCGCCGCGCACAGAGUCGCUGCUGCUAUCUCUCAGAUUUAGGGGAGGCCGCUCAAAAUUGAGCCUUAAUUCUCCCCCUUCCAGAUCGAGCCUUAGCUCUUCUCCUGCCGAUUCAGUUCGGCCGUUGCCGCCGCGUGUGGAAUACCUGCGAAUCGGCGUCCUCCAUCUCUCUACACACGAAGUCCUCCAUGAGCAGCUAUAUCCACCCCACAACUCUUGCUGACAAUCUUUUGAACAUUCUUGGUCCGAGGUUUCUUGGCCCUCUUGCUAUUUUGAGGAUAUGGAGUUUCUGUUUGUUCUAUGUCAUGGCUGAGCUUUGGGGUAGUGUGGUUGUAUCAGUUCUAUUUUGGGGAUUUGCUAAUCAGAUUACCACUGUUGAUGAAGCCAAGAAAUUCUAUCCCCUGUUUGGGCUCGGAGCAAAUGUGGUGCUCAUCUUCUCUGGUCGAACUGUGAAAUACUUCUCUAAACUGAGAGAAAACCUCGGUCCUGGUGUUGAUGGUUGGGCCGUCUCCCUAAAGGGAAUGAUGAGUAUCGUGGUGCUGAUGGGACUAGUGAUUUGUUUCCUCUAUUGGUGGGUGAAUCAUAAUGUUCCUCUAUUGAAUUUUGAGCAGAACUUCCUCAGUUUGAAGGCGGCAAUGAGAUACUAUCACUGGCCGCACCGCCUGCUCGUCGAAGCUCGAGACAGCGGCGGCGGCAGUUACAGCAAAGCGGUGAGCUUCGACAUGAACAUGGUGAGUUUGUGGAUGGAGACAAGAUGA